Platichthys flesus (European flounder) is the source of this 875-nucleotide messenger RNA. RefSeq names its product homeobox protein engrailed-1-B-like. Gene Ontology annotation, cellular component: nucleus. Gene Ontology annotation, molecular function: RNA polymerase II cis-regulatory region sequence-specific DNA binding; DNA-binding transcription factor activity, RNA polymerase II-specific. The transcript is spliced from 2 exons. NCBI's taxonomy places the organism in Eukaryota, Metazoa, Chordata, Actinopteri, Pleuronectiformes, Pleuronectidae. The coding region runs from base 78 to 869 and encodes 263 amino acids. The record is from RefSeq and is a predicted model, not a curated record. Gene Ontology annotation, biological process: multicellular organism development; neuron differentiation; regulation of transcription by RNA polymerase II.
CAUCACUAAAAUUGGAAUUGCUAGUUUGAAGAAGGAAUCACAGAAAGAGGUUCUGGCUUUGAUCAGGCUUCAUUAUUAUGGAAGAGAAUGCUCGCCGAAACCCAGAUCGCCCAGAGGACUCCAGUCAAGACGAGGAGUCCAACCGGGCCAUCCUGCCCCUCAUUCAUCAACCUGGCAACCAGCAGUCCCACUCGAUCACCAAUUUUUAUAUUGACAACAUCUUAAGACCGGACUUUGGCCGAAAGAGGAAGGACGGGACUUUGGUCCAAGGGGAACACAGUCUGGCAGUAGUUAUACGAAGAGAGGAGCUAACUGGGAGAAAGGCUUGCAAAACAAUUAAUCGACAACAAGGGGAACCAAGAGGCGAGGAGGAGGACAUUGGAGCAGAGCCUCUGGACCCAGAGGACAGGAGACCAGAUUUGAUAGAUGGUGAUGCAGAGGGCAACGGGGACUGCUGCACCAGCCCCCAGGCCAGCUCGGCCCCUGACGGUAACCCGAUACUGUGGCCAGCCUGGGUUUAUUGUACCCGCUACUCAGACCGUCCAUCAUCAGGUCCCAGAUCCCGCAAACCAAAGAAGUCGCCAACCCCGAGUAAAGAAGACAAGAGGCCCCGCACGGCCUUCACGGCGGAGCAGCUACAACGGUUGAAAACUGAGUUUCAGAACAAUCGGUAUCUGACAGAGCAGCGGAGGCAGAGCCUAGCCCAGGUCCUUGGUCUCAACGAGUCCCAAAUCAAAAUAUGGUUUCAGAACAAGCGGGCCAAAAUCAAGAAAGCUACCGGGAAUAAAAACUCUCUGGCGCUGCAUCUCAUGGCACAGGGACUGUACAACCACUCCGCGUCCCAGGACGACAAAUCGGACAGUGACUAGCGGAAA